Molecule: messenger RNA, 1692 nt
Organism: Ostreococcus tauri
Lineage: Eukaryota; Viridiplantae; Chlorophyta; Mamiellophyceae; Mamiellales; Bathycoccaceae
Product: Serine/threonine-protein kinase, active site
Exons: 1
Coding region: 1-1692 (563 amino acids)
Biological process (GO): signal transduction; peptidyl-serine phosphorylation
Cellular component (GO): cAMP-dependent protein kinase complex
Molecular function (GO): cAMP-dependent protein kinase activity; ATP binding
Source: RefSeq, a predicted model, not a curated record
AUGGACGUCGUCGACGGUGGCACCGCGGGGAGGGGGGUGGACGGUGGGACGGCGACGGGCGUGGAAGACGGGAUCUCGGGAGGACGCGACGGCGCGCGGCGCCCGAGCGCGCGCUCGCGCGAGGGCUCGAAUAACGGGCACUCGAGCUCUGGGAGCGAUGAGGGCGCGAACGAUGGGUCGGGGAGUGAGCGUGGGGGGGGGGGCGGAUGGGUGGUGAAGACGGCGAGCGGCGGGCGACGGACGUUCUCGCCCGCGCUCGCGGUUCCGAGGCGAAUGAACUCCGUCAUCAAGGGACAGCCGAGGUACGCCGAGGAUUUGGGGAAGAAUUCCAGUCGUUUGUUCCGACGGGCGACCGAUAGGGAAGGGAUGGAGGGGCGGGAACGCGUCCCGCUGAAGCGGAGUGAGUCGAGCGUGGACGUGGAUAUGAGCCAAGCGAGCGACGUGAGCGCGGCUUCGACCUCCACCUACGUCACCACCUUGGGUAAUCAGAGCGGGAACGCGUUGAAAUCGAGCGCGAGCGCGGUGGAACUGCGAGCGUUGAACAAGAUUAAGCCAGAAGUACCGCCGUCAUCGAGCGGUUUGUCUCACAUCGGUGGGCAAGAGCACGCCAAGCAGAGAGAAAAGCCAAAGACUCGGGAGGAACAGCGAGGGAACCUGGGGAGCGAAUUCGUCGAAGCGGAGUACGCGGAGGGUGUUCCCGACGCUUCGUGCAUGAAAGGGGCCACGUUCAGAGAUUUUAUCAUCCUCCGUGAGCUCGGUCGCGGGCUGUGUGGCACCGUCUACCUGGCCAAGUACCGCUUGACGGAUCAACUCGUCGCCUUUAAGGUUAUGCGAAAGCAAAAGCUUAUCGACGUCGGAGAGGUUCGCCACGCGGUACGAGAGCGUGAGGUUCACGCCAUGAUGAAUAAUGGACCCUUCAUCGACAAGCUGUUGCACUCGUAUCAGGAUAAGUGGGCGUUGUAUUUGGUAUUGGAGUACGCUCCCUGCGGCGACUUGUUUCAAGCGAUGAACUAUCACGGCUUGCCGACGCUUCAGGACGCGAAGAUCUAUACAGCACAGUGCGCACUGGCGAUCGACUACAUCCAUCAGUGUGGGUACGUGUAUCGAGACUUGAAGCCGGAGAAUGUGCUCUUGGGCGCGAACGGAUGCGUCCGUCUCGCCGAUUUCGGCAUGGCGAAAAAGCUGGAAACGGCGGAUGACCGAGCAUACACGAUUUGCGGCACAGCGCAGUACAUGUCGCCGGAGGUGCUGACGCAUCGUGGUUGUCGAUUUGAGGCUGAUUUCUGGGCGCUUGGCGUUUUGAUUUACGAGCUUUGCACCGGAACCACGCCGUUUGGCGGCGACAAGGAUUCUCGCCAAGAGUUGUACCGGCGGCUCUUGCAUCACCGCAAUGACACAAUGACCUUCCCGACGUGGUUCAACGCUGAGACGUGCUCCAUCGUCAAAUCAUUCCUUCACGAAGACGAAAGUAAACGUUUGGAUGCGAACCAGAGCUUUGAUCACCCUUGGUUUGCGUCGGUAUCAUCCAUGGAUGUGCUCUCCGGCGCGCAGGCGCCGGUGCUCCAACCCCGCAGGCGUAACAUCGUGUACGACAUGAAGUUACGCGAAUCCAUCGCUCAAGGUGACGUUCCGUGGGAGCGCGGCACCAUCGUGUCCGAUCCAGCGCAGCUCGCCUUGUUCGAGUCGUUCUAG